Molecule: messenger RNA, 2115 nt
Organism: Equus quagga
Lineage: Eukaryota; Metazoa; Chordata; Mammalia; Perissodactyla; Equidae
Gene: SOX17
Product: SRY-box transcription factor 17
Exons: 2
Coding region: 208-1428 (406 amino acids)
Biological process (GO): anatomical structure morphogenesis; heart development; angiogenesis
Molecular function (GO): DNA-binding transcription activator activity, RNA polymerase II-specific; RNA polymerase II cis-regulatory region sequence-specific DNA binding
Source: RefSeq, a predicted model, not a curated record
CGCAGUGUCACAGAGCGGGUGGGGCGCGCGCAGUGUGCCGGGGACUGGGGACUGGCCGGGGACACCAGCGGCGGGUUCGGGCCCGAGAGACUCGGGCAGCCCCCGGCCUCGGCCGCCCUCGCUCCCCGCCCCCUCCCCCACCCCCGCGUCGGGGGAGGCGGCGUGUCCGGCGGAGGGUUGUGGGGCGCGGGGCAGGGCUGGAGCGCCAUGAGCAGCCCGGAUGCGGGAUACGCCAGUGACGACCAGAGCCAGACCCGGAGCGCGCUGCCCGCGGUGAUGGCCGGGCUGGGCCCUUGCCCCUGGGCCGAGUCGCUGAGCCCCCUCGGGGACAUGAAGGUGAAGGGCGAGGCGGCGGCGAGCAGCGGGGCGCCCGCCGGGGCCGCGGGUCGAGCCAAGGGCGAGUCUCGCAUCCGGCGGCCGAUGAAUGCCUUCAUGGUGUGGGCUAAGGACGAGCGCAAGCGCCUGGCGCAGCAGAACCCAGACCUGCACAACGCUGAGUUGAGCAAGAUGCUGGGCAAGUCGUGGAAAGCGCUGACCCUGGCGGAGAAGCGGCCCUUCGUGGAGGAGGCCGAGCGGCUGCGCGUGCAGCACAUGCAGGACCAUCCCAACUACAAAUACCGGCCGCGGCGGCGCAAGCAGGUGAAGCGGCUGAAGCGGGUGGAGGGCGGAUUCCUGCACGGCCUCGCCGAGCCGCAGGCGGCUGCGCUGGGCCCCGAGGGCGGCCGCGUGGCCAUGGACGGCCUGGGCCUGCCCUUCCCGGAGCAGGGCUUCCCCGCGGGCCCGCCGUUGCUGCCCCCGCACAUGGGCGGCCACUACCGUGACUGCCAGGGCCUGGGCGCACCCCCGCUCGACGGCUACCCUCUGCCCACGCCCGACACCUCCCCCCUGGACGGCGUGGAGCCGGAUCCGGCCUUCUUCGCCGCGCCGCUGCCCGGGGACUGUCCAGCGGCCGGCCCCUACAGCUAUGCGCAGGCCUCGGACUACGGGGUGCCCCCGGAGCCACCCGCCGGCCCCAUGCACCCCCGGCUCGGCCCCGAGACGGCGGGCUCUGCAAUGCCGGGCCUCCUGGCGCCCCCCAGCGCUCUGCACAUGUACUAUGGCGCGAUGGGCUCGCCGGCGGCGGGGGGCGGGCGCAGCUUCCAGAUGCAGCCGCAGCAGCACCCGCCGGGCCCGGGGCAGCCGUCGCCCCCUCCUGAGGCGCUGCCCUGCCGGGAUGGCGCGGACCCGAGCCAGCCCGCUGAGCUCCUCGGGGAGGUGGACCGCACGGAAUUUGAACAGUAUCUGCACUUCGUGUGCAAGCCCGAGAUGGGUCUCCCCUACCAAGGACAUGACUCUAGUGUGAAUCUCCCCGACAGCCACGGGGCCAUUUCCUCGGUGGUGUCGGAUGCCAGCUCUGCGGUAUAUUACUGCAACUAUCCUGACGUUUGACAAGUCCCCGAUAGACCAAGCCUGCAGGCCAGAAGCACAGUGUUACACACUUCCUGGAGGAGCUAAGGAAAUCCUCAGCCUCAUGUUGUUUUGUUUUUAAAUUGCCUUGGCAUAUAAUUUAUGGUAAUUUAUUUUGUCUGCCACUUGAACAGUUGGGGGGAGAAAAAUGUGAGGUUGUGUUUUAAGAUUUGUUCAGAUACUUGUUUUCCACUGUUGCAUGUUAAACUCCGUUUCCAACUUCAAGUUUACCAGUUUUGAAUGUGUCCCAGAACAACUUGCUCCAUUUCCUGAAAGUUUAUUAAUCAAAGAAAUCUUGUCCUGGGUGUGUUUUUUCACUCUAAAAAAAUAAAAUCUGGAAUCUUUUUCAGUCUGUUAGUGCCUCUGUCACGCAACCAGUUUUUGAGAUCAAUGUUAAGUAUUAAUAGAAUUAGGAAUAUUUUAAUGGCGACGUUUAAUAUAGUUACUGUAAAUUUCUCAUUCUCUUGUAAUAGCAGGCCUAAAUGACUUUGAGGAGAAGCCCUAAAAAUGAACAUUAAGAUAUCCAAGUUUGAUGUAAUUUUUUUUUUCUGGGAAAAAAACCCCUCAUGAAAUGAGCCUAUGUUAUACAUUUCAAGUGAUAUUAGUCUGUGAAAAGUAAUAGUUAAUUUUGACAGUCUAAAUAUUUUCAGUUUUAGUAUAUGACUUUCA